AUGGCCCGCAGGUCUGAUGUGGUGAAGAAAGUCCUGCGGUACAAACUUCAGCUUACAGACACAGCAGAGUCUGCUACGGUUCUAAAAACCUUACAGAAACUCAAGGAUCUGGAUAUCACAUUAGACAUUCUUGCUGAAACUGGAAUAGGCAAAACUGUGAACUCCCUGCGCAGACAUGAAGAAGCUGGAGAAUUUGCCAAGUCGCUGGUUAGAGGAUGGAAAAAACUGGUCCCUAAGAAUCCCACAAGUGUCACAGAAGACGGGACCAUGUCAGACAGUAUGUCUGUUAAAGACAAACUGGAUGACCAAAAUUGUCCAAAUGAUGAAGGCUUGACAAUAGAGGAUUUAAACAAUAAUUGCUUUACAUCACAUGGCAAGAGUCAGGAAACUUCAAAUGAGCCUUUAUUCAAAACGGGUAAAAGAAAAGCUGAUGCAGAGAAACUGUGUGAAGAGCAGAAAAGAAAAAAGGACCGGAAUGAAUUCCAGAAUAUCUUGGAAAAUGUUGAAAUCUUGAGCAAAAAAAACAAAAUCCAAAUUCAAGAUCAUUCCAAGGAGAGGAACAAUUAUGAUGAUAAUGACUGUGAUAGUGUGCUUGGAAACAAAAACUCAGUGGACACUAUUCAGAAAUCCAGGCCUGACUCCAACGAAAAACUGGAAAGCAGUUCUGAUUGUGGAGGUUUUGGGUCAGAAAAAGAGCCAAAUAAGAAAUCAAAGCCAUCAAAGGUAUCACUAAAGGAUGGUAAAGAAUCUUUUUCAUAUGACUCCAGUGACAAAUACUCAAAAAAGUCGUUCAAACUAGGCCAUGUUGAAGAGGACAGAUCUUCAGGAAUAUCAAGUAGCUCAGAGGCCCAAAACAGAAAAAAGAAGAAAAAAGAAAAAGAGAAGCACUCCAGUCAUAAACGUGAAGAGUCUGAAUAUGCAGGACAUUCAAAACCCCAAACCAAAAAGACCAGAAGAACGCACAAAGACAAAAAAAAUGCCAGUGAGAAGACCUCUAUGUCUUUUGAAUCUUACUUGAAUUAUGAUGGGAAUGCCUCUAAGAGGAGAGAACGAUCAGGAGCAAAAAAAAUCAAGAAAAAAGUAAAAGAGGAUCUUGGUGUGAAACCUGUAAAGUCACCAGUAAAGUCUGUAAAUGCUCUCUCUUCAAAAAAGUUUAAGGAGUCUGUAAUGGACUGGGUCAACAUUCCUUUACCUGCGGUUCUGCCUGAGUGGGAAAACCCAACCAGUGUUGAGUAUUUUGAGAGGAAAGUGGAGAAGGACUCUGAUUACUGUGACAUGCCUGAGGAGUCCGCAGUCUUCACUGGUCAGCGUCUUAACAGGAAGAUGCAAGUCUACUCUGGUGCCAAAACCAUCUUCCUCCCAGCCAUGAUGAGCUUGUACCAACAGUGUAUCCGCACACUACAGAACAAUAUCAACUUGCUUCAUGAAACUGGUGGAGUCCCAUUUGAAAUCCUUGAGCCAGUGCUGGAGAGGUGUACCCCCGAGCAGCUGCUGCGUGUUGAAGAAUGCAACCCAAUCUAUGUCGGAGUGACUGACCAUUUAUGGGGGAGACACUGUCAGAGGGACUUCAAGGAAUUCAAACUUCAGGAGUAUGAGUCAUGGAAAGAGAUGUACAUCAGACUGUCUGAAGAGAGGGAGAUUAAACUCCAACGGCUGACUAAAAGCAUAGUCUCAGCUCAUUCUAAUAAGCCUAAAGGUCGGCAGGUGAAGAUGGCAUUUAUUCACACUGUUGCCAAGCCACCGAGAGAUGUGCGAAUUCAGCAAGAAAUUCAUGGAACUGCUGUUCAGCAGCCUCAUCAGCCCAGGUGCAGCGUCAAGGUUCAGGAGAACAGAUCAAAGCCGAGUUCUGAGCCCACCAGGUCCAGCAGCACCAGUUCAGGGGCAAGCAGUACACAAGACGCUCGCAAAAAAACCCGAGUUGCCCCAAUGAUGGCGAAGUCCUUAAAAGCAUUUAAAAAACAGCUGGGACGCAGAUAA
Molecule: messenger RNA, 1977 nt
Organism: Scomber japonicus (chub mackerel)
Lineage: Eukaryota; Metazoa; Chordata; Actinopteri; Scombriformes; Scombridae
Gene: eloal
Product: elongin A, like
Exons: 11
Coding region: 1-1977 (658 amino acids)
Biological process (GO): transcription elongation by RNA polymerase II
Cellular component (GO): nucleus; elongin complex
Source: RefSeq, a predicted model, not a curated record